Ooceraea biroi (clonal raider ant) is the source of this 6352-nucleotide messenger RNA. RefSeq names its product lateral signaling target protein 2 homolog. The record is from RefSeq and is a predicted model, not a curated record. Lineage: Eukaryota; Metazoa; Arthropoda; Insecta; Hymenoptera; Formicidae.
CGCUCUUAUAUAUAGAAGCAGCUUUACUUGUCCGCGGUCUUUCGCGGUAGAACGGGCGCGCGCGCGCGCCACUGUUGAACGAAGGGAAAACGGCAAAACAAAGCAGCCGUCGCGCGGACUCGCGCCGCCGAGACGGGACACGUACGCGACAUACGUUCAGCAGCAAGAAAACGCCGAAUUCUCGUGGAAGAUGUAACGACUCUGCGACGCCUUCUCGCAAGAAGGGAGGAGAAAACGGCGAGGGCGACAGGGGGGCGAGAGAGAGCGCAGUUGUUAGCAGCUUCGCGAAAGGGGAGACGCUUCGCUACCGGUGGACCGACCAAGCGGAGGGAAGUUUAUGGCGUGAAGCGUCAUCGGCGCGGAAACUCGCCCAUUUUCUUCGCGGAGGAGUGACACUCGGCUAAACAGUCAGAAUGAUUGGUGCUAUGCCGGCGGUGGCCGUCCGUCACGAACGUAGGAGGCAAGAAAAAAGGUUGAAACGGCCGAGUCAGCUUUAUUUGGGAGGACAAUGGCUACCACCCCUUCAGGGCUCACCACCCACCCCCAGUUCGCACGGACAUAACAAUUUAGAGUCCUUGCCUGAGCUCUACUUAUGCGGCAAGAUAUCUGGGCUGCACGCCGUGGUUGUAUGCCUGUUGUUGGGCGCGGUGGUGCUCGUGGUCGGUCUCGUUCAACUUGCCCCGGGUGCAACGACCACCAACCACAGAAUGGCGUUACUCGUAGCAGGCGCUGCCCUACUUAUACUAGGUUUUAUUCUUGCGGGCGUAAGAUGUUACGUGUUACAUUGCGUAUCGCUUCCGGUUGAGUCGCCGGUCGCGACGCCUAUUCCACCACCGACGAGUGAGCAAGCAGCCGCUGUGCCUAAAGGCACCCUGGACCUCCUGGUGGGCCAUCAGGAUCAACCGGAAACUGACGCUCUGAUGCAGCAUCGGGAACAUCAUUACCAUCAACAUCAACAUCACAAUCAUCAUCACCACAACAACCACAAGAAGAAACGCAGUUCUCAGGGCUCGCAUUCCGAAGAGGCCUAAAAUUCGCCGCGAACGAAGAGGGACGGGUUGUCAUGGUGUCUGUUCGAUGAUCGCGGGUCGAGUUUGUUAGCGAGAAUAUCGACUUGCACGAAAACAGAUAGACAAAAUUUCUUACGGAAAAAAAGAAGGAUAACUUCUUAUCGUAGCAUCAUAAAAACGUAUACAGAGUUUCCCAGAAAAGAAUCGACACUUUAUUUAAUAACAUGAGACAUCGACAUUUCGAUACGGCCGACACGAGUGAUCUUCCCUUCGGCUAAAAGUGACCGACGAGUUACUAACGGUGCGAACGAACGAUCAAACACCACCGAGAUUUCUCCAAUUGCCGAGAGCAAGCACGACGCUGGGAUAUUCUGUAUAUAUCCUGUACAUAUGCCACUGUGUAUAGAAUAUAGCACGAGAGUACAGAGCGGCGGUUUUCUAUCUCAUCUAAAAAACAAGUAUCACGAGAUACUUUUCUUCUCGUAGAAAAAAAUGAAUGUUUCGUUUUCCGAGGCAUAAAAUAGCAUCCCUUUGGGAUGAAUCUGAGAUUUGAUCCUUAACGUUCUUUUAUAGCACAAAGAAAACUGAUAAACUGAUAAGGUUUUGGUGAAAUACCGGCGAAAAUCUACGUACAUUAAUAUAUAUAUAUAUAUAUGCAUAUAAGUAUGUAUGUAUAUGUUGGGUCAGUCAAAAAAUUCGGUUCGACUUUUGCGUCAAAUUUGACUUUAUUGCAUUCAGUGAAAACAAGUAAUCAAGUAAUCGUUGUCUAUGAUACAGACAUUAUCAACACUGUUGCCCGUAUUGCAUAUAAAUUGACUUAAAAAGUUAAAAAUCGAACUUUUUGAUUGACCCAAUAUGUAUGUAUGUAUGUAUGUAUAAAUGUAUGUAUGUGUGUGUACAUAUACGUCGUACGACAUAACUAUUUACGUUGCAAUGUUAUAAUAUAUGCUGAAAAAAGUGCACUUUCCUAUCUGAUACCGGGAAUUCGAUAUAUCUAAUGACGUUCUUUUUAUCGCACGUAAGAUUCCUAGGCAAGUUUCAUAAAAAGGAAAUAUUCUAAAUCUAUCGAUUUAUACGGAGUGGUUCACGCGAUUCGUUUUACUGAGAAAGAGUGAUGACGUUACACAAAAAGAUAAGACUCAAAACUAGAAUGAGAAUUUUUUUAACAAGAUUUCGUUUUUACGAAAAUUGAUUUUACAAAUGAGAAAAUAAUAUUACAGUACUAUGACGACUAUAGUCGGCAUUAAGGGCGAAAGGAUUAAUGUAGGAUCAUCGUCUUUCAAAUUGUGCUACUAUUGAACGAACCAUUCUGUACAGAUCGUAUUUAUUUAAUUCGAAGAUCACUAUAGGAAUAGUGUAUGGAGGAGUAGCAUAGACGAAAAGAUAUCGCAAAUAUCUACUUGAUUGAUCUCACGCGCGCGUUUUAUCUUCGAUACUUCCGACGGAAAAAAACCUCGUAGAAAAAUAACAUCUUUCCAUAAAGUUCGAUUUCUUUUUUUUUUUUAGAAGAAAGAGGGCCAAAAAGACAAGCAGCGGCGAUGUCUACAGAGAAAAACGUAGGACACGAUAAUAAAGAAAAAAAAGAGGAAAAAAGACAUGUCGAUGUCGACAUCUAAUAAUUUAAUUAACGAUAAGACUUUUUCAGCACUCGCGCACUAAUUAGCGACCUCGAUGUUAUUUCUUCCAGAAAGAUCUUGUGCUUAGUAAACCGGGAAAGAUGUUACUCGACUGUUACUAAAACGAUCUCGCAACAUGACAGUCAUGAGUCAGUGACUGAACGAAGUGCGUCUUUUGCAUAACAAGGAUACAUGUACAUUAUCUUUGUACACUCGAUAAAAACUAUUUAUACUAUAAGCGACAGCAACAAAAAAAAGUUUGUGCCUGCACGCGGAGAAAGCUUCGUCCGAAUCUGUCAAAUUGACGAAACAAUCGACAAUUAUUUGUGUUCGUUUAAACACGCAGAUCUUGAGUGAUUUCAUCGACGACUGUAAUGGCUGCGUAAAGCACAGACCGGUAUCGCUGGCAUCGCAACAUUUAAUCUUGUUCUCUUUACGAACGUACGAGGCGGUACAAUUAUUAUUCGCGUCGUGCACUCUACAUAUAUAUAUCUCUCCGUACAACGUGCACUAUAUCAUAUAGCGAAGGGUUUUCUAGGCGCGAGUUUUCAACGAAAUGUUCUCCGCGAGGGUAGUUCUCAGCGCGCGGAUACACGUUCGUCUAUUGGGGUCCACUUAAUAAAGUUAUCGCGCGGAAUUAUAAACACUAUAUGCUCUCUACACACAGUUACGAGAUGUUUUACAAAACGACACACGUACACAUUAUAGGGAUGACUCCCUAUAACGCGGUUGCGUUGCACCCCGUUCUUUCGUUCACCUAGGCAGUAAUGUACAGUAACGUAAGACGAGUGAGAAGAGGAAGGCAGCACACGCGUGCACGCACGUAUGCACGCGCAUGUAUGUAGGAUGUAUACACGCACCGUAAUCUAGCAUUAGCGGCUACGAUGGAUCGAUGAUGGCCAAGUCGUCCCUAAAUGAAUAUUUAAAUUUACGUAUCUAGCUAUGUAUAUGUAUAUAUAGAUAGCUAGAUAAAUAAAUUUCAGAUCAUCGAGGCGAUGGUCCGUUGCAUUAACGCGCGUUGCGGCUUUAGUUGCACCAUUCUCUAGUGACGAGUCUAAGGAGAGUAGAUAUCGCUCCUUUAGACACAGGGAUCCCAGCUAUAACGUUGCCAGAGAUAGAGAACUAAGCGGGUGAUCGACAUUGGUGCAACCAGUCUUGAAUGAAUAGCGCCUUUGCCUGAUGGUGAAUCGGAUGAGGCAUACGCGAAUACGAUUCACGUACGAUGAAUCAUGAAAGUUGGAGAUACUCAUCCGAGAAUCCGUGUAUAAAUAAGUGCUUAACUUUCAUGUCUCUCUGGACUUCCCGAACACGCAGUUUUGUUUCCCAGCUAACGAUAAGGUCAAUGUAUCUAACGGCUUACUUCUUGAAGUUGAGACGUUUCUUCAAACUGAAAGUACUUAUUUCGCGAUAAGCGAUGGUUGAGAAAAAUCAUCAUUUUUACGCGUUUUAAAAGUUUCAAGUAAUUUAGAGUUUCAUCAUACGCGCGUUAUCGGAUCAGCCAAUUUUAGCAGCUUUCCAGCCCGGAGAAGCAAUUACGAUUCACGUUGAAUUCGAUUAUUUUAUCACGUGCGCAUUUGCAUCUUUUGCGAAAAUGUAUCGUGUACUUUAUUAGGUCGCUUGAUUUCACAGUGUACGACCGUUAUAAUUACAAUUAUUAUAUAACAUUAUUUAUCAUAAUUAUUAUAAUAUUAUAACGAUUUAUCGGGAAUCCAUUUGUACGCACAUCGCGCACGGUUUUUGUUUAAUUGAACAAAAGAAUACUCGAAGUAUAUACUCAGUAUAUGUACUCGGUCGAUACUUUUGAAAUCGGAGCGCCUUCCACAGUGAUUAAAUAUUCCCUGCGACUCGCGAAGCAUGAAAAUUAGUUUAAAACGCUCGUCGCGGCUUUCCACGCGUGAAUCCCUCUGUCAGCGAAUGUCUUCAUUCGUCGAACGUAUUUGUAAUACAUCGCGGCACAAGAGAGCGAGGCAUUUAAAGAUUUAAAACAAAGAUGUAUAAUUACUGUUAACUAUCUAAGGAUCGCAAAGCUAAAAACUGCGCAUCGCAUUAGGAAUUACGCACGCGUUAUUCAUCGUCACACAUUUACGCAGUGGUGCGUCAUAAUGCGCGCUUGUCACGCAUCAUCUUUUCCUAUCUAAGUUAGCGUCUUGUGUAGCGCGUCCCCUGUUAGACGGGAUAUUUAAAAAAGCAAGUUAGCGUAUAACGUAGCGUUUCUCGCGCGGCGAUAACCGCGCUACGAAAGUUAGCUGUUACAUUUAGAGCACGACUUGUACGUUCAUUUGGGGUAGUUCUCUCCCCGCGUGUAGCAUACUCUCGUUGCUGGUUACUCCGAGAAGAUCGUUCGGCCCGUUUCGUUACCACGUUUCUUUCAAGAUGACAGGUGCCAAUCUCGUGUAAAUCGCAAGAUGCAUAAAACGGUACUAUCGUUGCCUGCUGUAGAUCCGAGAGCGGAUCGUUACUUUCGCUUUUGAAUGCGCUUACGGGAUACUAUACGCCGCGUUCGUACGUCACACGUGUCCGCGAAUUAAAACGCGAAAACGAGGAAAGAGGACUGAAAGAGGAGAAAGUCAAGCGAGUCAGAAGUUCAUCGUUAUUUUAUCGCGAUCGAUCGAAUAACAAGGUUUUAAUUGUAAUUAGAGCUUGCGCGUAUGCGAGUGUGAGUGUGUGUGGUGUGGUGUGGUGUAUAGUGUGUAUGUGUGUCCACAUUGGGAACGGGCAAAUUACUCCGAGGUGAUGCGGAUCCGGCGCACCAAAGGGAACUCUUUUGCGUUUUUUCGUUCUGUGAUUCAUGAACGCGCAUACGUAUGGCGAGCGGAAGUCCCUCGCUAAACUGAAAAACAGUUCGCCGAAAUGUCCGCGGUCCGGGAACUCGAAUUUCCUCUUCUUGGUUUUCCGUAAGUUUCCUACCACGAAGCUGAAGAACGGUUCGCGAAACUGCGUUUCUGCGACACGCGCGAUAAUCUCGUUGUGAUUUUCUACAGAUUUCGUAUCUUUUUUUUAUACGUAUACGUGCACCAUGUAUUAUCUUUUAUAUGCGUAUUCGCGCGUCUCUUUCUCUUUCUAUUUUCGGCUCGUCGCACGCGAGUGCAAAUUGACGCAAGAUUGACGCGGCUUCUCGUUUGAUAAUUUUAUCAUAACGUUCCAUAUUUACGCUUGGUACGAAUCGCGCGUUACCUCGACGACCAAUUAUGAAUGACGAGUGAGGGAGGUGAGGGUGGCUGGCGGCAGGCGAAAUUGCGACGGUGGUGCAAAAGUGCUUUUUUCAGAAAACGAUCUUUCAGAUUUUUGUAUAGACUUAUUAUACAAUAUUAUAUGUAUACACUCUAUCUUCCUGAUACUAUAUUAUAAUUAUACUAUAUUACACGCGCGGACAGCGCUGUAUCAGCAAACUAUAAACGUUUCGUUCGCGCGAAAACGGGCAAACGAUAAUUAUUAUGAAAGUUUCAUUACAUGAUACUCUCUUGCCCGAAUCUGUCUUGUGAGACGCGAGCUAGCUCCCUGCACGUGCUCGGCAGCGAUUGUUGCGAUUACAUGUCUGAAUAAUCGAGAUAACGUUAAUUACGCGAAUCGCGAGUGUCGGCGAACGAAUGGAAUCGCUGACGCGUCACGUGCGCGGAGACCAUGGGCGAUAUAACCCUGUAUGUGAUUCUACAUUAAGCAAAAAACUGUAAGCAAAGUCAACUCUAUCGCUAUUUUAACUUUCAGAGUUUAAUAAAAUGUUUUCAC